AUGGAUGCAUUUAACCGACCUCAAUGCCUCCCCGGAACGCGAACGGAAAUCGUGAAUCAGGUAGUGGAAUGGGUAUUGUCAGAUUCUGACAAGAAGGUGUUUUGGCUACACGGUGUGGCAGGAUCUGGCAAGAGCACAGUCAGCACAACCAUCGCAGAACACUUCCGUGGCAUAUCUCGUCUUGGUGCCCAUCUGUUUUUUGAACGCGGGAAGAGUGACCCUAGCUCUGUCAUACGUACACUCGCUUACAAACUCGCUUCAUUUGACUCUUCAGUGGCAAAAUCCGUAGUCGGAGCCAUUGAGCAAGACGACAGCAUCGCUGAGGCCCCUUCAGCAACCCAAAUUAAGAGCCUUCUCCUUGGUCCUCUUGCUGCUGCUGCGGGCUCUAUGCAAGGACCAGUUGUCAUUGUCCUUGAUGCUCUAGAUGAAUGUGGGGAGGAGAGAACAAGGUGCCAGUUGCUGGAGAGCUUGCAGAGAGGACUCCCAGAGCUCCCAAAGAAUUUUCGGUUUCUGAUCACGAGCAGGAAAGAGCCAGACAUUGACCAUGCGUUAUCUUCACGACCCGACCGCAUUCUUGCCGCCGAACUAGAACAUGACUCGGUAACCUGUAGGGAUGACGUGCUUCAAUACCUUGACCAGGCGAUGCGCAACGUGUUCGUGCUUAGGAGGUUACCGAUUCCAGAUAAUUGGCAGUCAAGAAUGGACGACCUUGCUUCGGCAGCAGCAGGACUGUUCAUCUGGGCGUCGACAGCAGUGAAACUAGUAGAUUGCGAUAAUCCGGCCCCGAGGCUAGACAAACUAGUUUCCAAAUCGCAGCAUCUCUCGGGUCUUGAGCAACUGUAUGCCUCGGUGCUUACAAAUUCAGGCAUUUCGUUCGGCGAUGAAUCGUCCAAGGCACGCUUCCAAAAAGUCCUCGGCCUUAUUCUCCUCAGCAAGACCCAACUUUCUGAUAAUAUUAUCGACCUGCUUCUUGGAUUUCCGCGCGACGAGCCAUCUCACCUUAUCCUCUCACAUUUACAAUCCGUACUUGUGUAUAUUCCGGGAGCACCUAUCCGCUUUUGUCAUACGUCCUUCCGCGACUAUUUGUUGGCACCAGGGCGCGAGAGUGACGACUGGUUCAUUGAUCUCGAGUCUCAGAAGAGCUUUGCCGCAAUGCGAUGUUUCGAUAUCAUGAGGAGCAUGCUCCGCUUCAACAUCUGCAACAUACAGUCAUCGUAUACCCGUAAUGAUCAGGAUCCCGGCCUUCCAGAUCGUAUCAAGGCAAACAUUCCUCCGUACUUGGAGUAUGUGUGUCUCUUCUGGAGCCAACACUUACUCGAGGCUCCAUUCUCACUCGCGUUGCUAGACAAGCUAUCGGAGUUCCUUAAUAAACGUUUGCUCUACUGGCUUGAGGUGAUGAGCCUCUUAGGAAAGGUCAACAUUGCUAGUCCGGCAUUUCUUUAUGUCAUAAAUUGGAUCUUGUUGCAUAAUCCGGAACUACUGACACUCCUCAGAGAUGUGCGCAGACUGAUUACACGAUUCGCACUACCCAUUUCCCAAUCAACACCCCAUGUAUAUGCCUCUUUCCUUCUUUUUGCAUCAAGGGAGUCGAAAUUUAUAGCACGUUACUUGAAGCCAGAUCUACCUAUUGUACAAGUAGAGCAGAUUGGUGUAAAGCAGCGGUCGCCGCUCUUGAAGGUGCUCAUGGGUCAUACAGCCUGGGUCCAAUCUGUUAUUUUCUCACCCGACGGUACUCAUGUUGCCUCCGGCUCCAGUGAUGGUAUGAUUCGAAUUUGGGAUGCUGAAAGUGGGCGAGUCAUUUUCGGCUCAUUUGAAGGGCACAAAGGGUACGUAGAGUCUAUUGCCUUCUCGCUUGACGGUGUGCGCGUCGUUUCCGGAUCCGACGAUAAGACAAUAAGGAUCUGGGACGUUGAGGGCGGGCAGAUGACUUCUAGGCUUAUGGAAGGACAUGAUAGUGUGGUCUUGUCAGUUGCAUUCUCACCGGGUGGUACGUGUGUUGCCUCUGGAUCAGCAGACAAGACUGUCAUGGUCUUGGAUGUUGAGAGCAGACAGGCCAUCAAGCGUUUCGAGGGGCAUGCACAUAUUGUGUUUGAUGUUGCAUCCUCUCCCGACGGGAAGCGCAUCGUCUCUGGUUCAGCUGACAGGACAAUUCGAAUAUGGGAAAUUGGGAGUGGGCAGACCGCCUGUAGCCCUCUUGAAGGUCACACGGGCGGUGUCAGGUCAGUCACCUUCUCUCGUGACGGUACACGCAUUGCAUCAGGCUCUGAGGACAACACGAUUCGAAUCUGGGACGCCGAGAGUGGUGAUUGUAUUUCCAUGCCUUUUGCAGGACAUACCCAUUCAGUCACUUCCGUCACUUUCUCGCCCGACGGCAAACGUGUCGUCUCUGGUUCUUGGGACAUGACAGUUCGAAUAUGGGACGUUGAAAGCGGGCAGGUCGUUUCUGGGCCUUUUACAGGGCACACUUUUCUCGUAUCGUCCGUUGCAUUCUCUCCUGACAGUACCCGCGUUGUCUCAGGCUCCUACGACUCGACGAUUCGAAUCUGGGACGCGGAAAGCGUACGGGCCGUUUCUGGGGAUUUCAAAGGGCAUACAGGUGCAGUAUGUUGUAUUGCUUUUUCGCCUGAUGGCAAACGUGUUUUGUCCGGGUCACAUGAUACUACGAUUCGAAUUUGGGACACUGAAAGUGGAAACACUGUCUCUGGACCUUUCAAAGGACACUCACGCCGGGUCAUUUCUGUCACCUUCUCGCCGGAUGGAACGCAUGUUGCGUCUGGCUCCGAAGAUUGUACGAUCCGCGUGUGGGACGCAGAAAGUGGAAAUGUCGUUUCCGGUCGUUUCAAAGAGCAUAUGUCACAUGUCAGGUCUGCCUGCUUCUCGCCAGACGGGACACGCGUUGUGUCCGGCUCCGAGGACGCAACACUCCAAAUCUGGGAUGUCAAAAGCGGACAGACGAUUUCCGGUCCCUUCGGAGGGCAUACAGGCGAUGUUUACUCCGUUGCUUUCUCGCCUGAUGGGAGGCAUGUUGUCUCUGGUUCCAGCGACAAAACAAUUAUAGUCUGGGAUGUCGAAAGUGGCGGAAUCAUUGCUGGACCCAUGAAAGGACACACAGAUGAGGUUCGGUCAGUGGCUUUCUCACCCGACGGCACACGUGUCGUGUCCGGUUCUGGUGACGGAGCCAUUUUGAUCUGGAAUGUUGAGAAUGGCCAGGUCGUGGUUGGUCCUUUGGAAGGACAUACAAACGGUGUUUGGUCAGUUGCCUUCUCUCCUGAUGGAGCACGCAUCGUCUCGGAUUCUGCUGACUGCACGAUCCGAGUCUGGGAUUCUGAGAGCGGACAAGCUAUCUUUGCACCUUUUGAAAGCCAUACGUUAUCCGUCUCGUCCGUCGCAUUCUCACCGGAUGGUAAACGCGUCGCCUCUGGCUCGUAUGAUCGUACAAUCAGAAUGUGGAAUGUAGAAGGUGUGUUGAGAACUUCCUUGCUCGGCAGUCAAUAUCUGACACCGUAUCCCUGA
This is a messenger RNA of Fomitiporia mediterranea MF3/22, 3513 nucleotides long. RefSeq names its product WD40 repeat-like protein. The transcript has 2 exons. Gene Ontology annotation, molecular function: protein binding. The coding region runs from base 1 to 3513 and encodes 1170 amino acids. Lineage: Eukaryota; Fungi; Basidiomycota; Agaricomycetes; Hymenochaetales; Hymenochaetaceae. The record is from RefSeq and is a predicted model, not a curated record.